Vigna unguiculata (cowpea) is the source of this 752-nucleotide messenger RNA. RefSeq names its product small ribosomal subunit protein eS12-like. Gene Ontology annotation, biological process: translation. Gene Ontology annotation, cellular component: ribosome. NCBI's taxonomy places the organism in Eukaryota, Viridiplantae, Streptophyta, Magnoliopsida, Fabales, Fabaceae. Gene Ontology annotation, molecular function: structural constituent of ribosome. The record is from RefSeq and is a predicted model, not a curated record.
ACAAAUUUACAUAAUUCAUCUCUUCCGUCCGUUAGGUUUAUGGUUUCACAUAUAAAUUUCUCAUUCUUUUCUUAUUAUUUCCUCAUCAGAAUCACAGACAGUUAGGGAUUGAUUUCUACAGCUAACUCCUCACCAAGGAAGUAGAGUGUCUCUUGAACUCAACAAGCAAAGAUGUCUGGUGAAGAGGUAGCUGUUGCAGCAGAGGCACCUGCUUCCAUUCCCGGGGAGCCCAUGGACAUCAUGACUGCUUUACAGCUUGUGCUGAGAAAAUCUCUGGCUUACGGUGGUCUUGCAAGAGGUCUUCAUGAAAGUGCCAAGAUCAUUGAGAAGCAUGCUGCACAGCUCUGCGUUUUAGCAGAAGAUUGUGACCAACCUGAUUAUGUGAAACUGGUGAAGGCCCUUUGCGCCGAGCACAAUGUUAGCCUUUUGACAGUUCCAAGUGCUAAGACCCUUGGGGAAUGGGCUGGUUUGUGUAAGAUUGAUUCAGAGGGAAAGGUAACUGGUUGCUCAUGUGUGGUUGUUAAGGAUUUUGGGGAGGAACAUGAAGCCUAUAAUGUUGUUCUGCAGCACGUGAAAGCUAACUAAGUUAAAUGCCUAGAUUUGUGGGUCUCAGUCAGGUUUUAUUUUAUUAGUCUUUAAGGAAUAUUUUUGCCUCUGUAGUAUCUGCAUAGGUAUUUUGAUGAUUAACAAUCGUACCCAUUGUCACUGAGUGAAUGAUUUUUUAUUACUAUUGAUUUUCAGUUUUUUUUAGA